CCCAGAUGAGUCACUUGAGCCACCCUCUCACACUGAGGAUGAAGUGCAGCCCUAAAAUACUUGGUGUCUGGCUGAAUAAGCCCCUCCCCGUCCCAGACUGGUGCUGGGGGUGUCCAGCCUGGGCUCCUGUGGUGCCAGCCCCUCCAUCCCCCCAUCCCGCCCGGAUCUGCCCCGUUCCUUCCGAGGGUUAAGGAGCAGCAGGAGGAAAUGCGUCAGCAGGGUCCCUGCUGCUGCUGCUGCUCCCACACAGCUCUGGCUCUGUGCACAGACCCUGCACUGCCAUGGGCAUCCUUGGGAACAGGCAGCUCCUGCUCUGCUGUGCCCUCUGGGGACUCUGCCUGGCCUCGGACUACGAUGAUUACUCUCAGAACAGCACCAGCGAGCAGGCCAGCACACCAGAGGUCACCCCGUGUCCCCGGGCCAUCCCGGGCGACCAGGCCACGGUCAACAACGUCACCUACCUGCUGAUCCCCGAGGCCACCCGUGCCCAGCUGGGCAGUGCCAUCACCGUCAGGCUCAUCCCGUGCCUCUACAGCCUGGUGUUCCUGCUGGGGCUGCCGGCCAACGCGCUGGCCCUGUGGGUGCUGGCCACCAGGACCGAGCGCCUGGCCUCCACCGUGUUCCUGAUGAACCUGGCCGCCGCCGACCUGCUGCUGGUCUCCGUGCUGCCCUUCAAGAUCUCCUACUAUUUCCUGGGCAACCACUGGCCCUUCGGGGAAGGGCUGUGCCGCCUCACCACGGCCCUCUUCUACGGCAACAUGCACUGCUCCGUGCUGCUGCUCACGUGCAUCAGCGUGGAUCGCUACCUGGCCGUGGCUCACCCCUUCUCCUCCCGCACCUUCCGCACUCCCGCCUUGGCCAUGGGCACCUGUGCUGGGGUCUGGCUGUGCUCUGCUGCCCUGACGCUGCCCCUGACGCUGCAGCAGCAGUCCUACCCCCUGCUCGGGGCAGGCCUCACGCUGUGCCAUGACGUCCUGCCCCGGCACGAGGACGAUGGUUUCUACUUUUAUUACUUCGUGGUGCUGGUGGCCUGCGCCUUCCUGCUGCCGCUGCUGCUGCUGGCGCUGAGCUCGGGCGCGGUGCUGCGCGUCCUCCUGCGCGGGGGCGGCCGCUACGGCCACGCCGCCAAGCUCACGGCCCUCGUGGUCGUCACCCUCGUGGUUUUCUAUGCCCCCAGCAACGUCCUGCUGCUGCUUCACUACUCCAGCCCCUGCUCCAAGCUGCACGGCCGGCUGUACCUCAGCUACAUGGUCAGCCUGGCCCUCAGCACCUUCAACAGCUGCGCCGAUCCUUUCGUCUACUACUACGUGUCGGAGGAUUUCCGGGAGAAGGUGAGGAGGAGAGUCUUCAGUGGCAGCAAAAAAACCACCACUUCCCUGAAGACCUCCAAGGAAACGCUGCCCCGGUCCAAGCAUUCGCUGGUGUGAGCCUCCAGCCUGGG
This is a messenger RNA of Passer montanus (Eurasian tree sparrow), 1441 nucleotides long. It is a transcript of the gene F2RL3, whose product is annotated as F2R like thrombin or trypsin receptor 3. NCBI's taxonomy places the organism in Eukaryota, Metazoa, Chordata, Aves, Passeriformes, Passeridae. Gene Ontology annotation, cellular component: membrane. The transcript has 2 exons. Gene Ontology annotation, molecular function: thrombin-activated receptor activity. The record is from RefSeq and is a predicted model, not a curated record. Bases 282 to 1427 code for a protein of 381 amino acids. Gene Ontology annotation, biological process: positive regulation of Rho protein signal transduction; phospholipase C-activating G protein-coupled receptor signaling pathway; thrombin-activated receptor signaling pathway.